Molecule: messenger RNA, 5822 nt
Organism: Periophthalmus magnuspinnatus
Lineage: Eukaryota; Metazoa; Chordata; Actinopteri; Gobiiformes; Gobiidae
Product: bromodomain adjacent to zinc finger domain protein 2B-like
Exons: 32
Coding region: 87-5294 (1735 amino acids)
Molecular function (GO): protein binding; DNA binding
Source: RefSeq, a predicted model, not a curated record
AUAGAACUGUUAAUAGUUGUCACCCUCUCGAUGGAAAAGCUGUGGUGAGGCCUGAUCUCCAGCUGUGUGCAACAAAAGAGAAUAACAUGACAGAUUCACCCUAUGAACCUGAGGAGGCUGUGAGUAUGAGUAGCCAAUCUGGAUCUCUGUCGGGGAGCUCCGAAGACACUGACAGCAGCUCUGAUCCUGAAAACUUGGAGGAAGAGGAGGAAGAGGAGGAUGACCCCAGUGAUGGAAGUGAUGCCACUGACUCAGAUAAAGAUUAUAAGUUGACAAAAAAGCUCCCGCGGCUGACGCACAGCACAUAUGACACUCCGAAGAAGAACCCUGGAAGUACAGCUAUAGAUAUGGACACCACCACAGGCCAGCGAAAUCGGUCCUGUGUCCCUCUGAUCUCAGCUCAUCCUCCCAACCCUCUUCUGUCCAAACCUUCAGAGGAGCAGCACUUGAGAAUCAACCCAGAUAUGAAGGAACAAGAUUGGUGGUUCUCUCUAAAAUCCAAGACCUCUUCCUUAUCAAAUCCAUUAUUUUUGUCAUCCAAAUCUCCUCCCCUGUCUGUUUUACCCACGUUGCCACCUCAAAAGUUAUCUCACAAUGCCAGAUUGUCGGUGUCUUCUUCUAUAGAUAUGGCUCGCAAUAUGACAUCAUGGGGACUUCAUGUAGACAGUAGUGCUCUAAAGAGGCUGGUCUCAAAAUCAGAUUCCUCAACCCAAGCCCAAGAUGUACAUGUCAAAAACUCUACCUCUCAAUCAUCCAGUCUCUCAUCCCUGAGUAGAGUAUUUGAAUCAUCUCCAGCCAAGAACAAAACUGCUCCUCUUUUCAAUUCUCACACAAAUGGAUUGACUCAGGAUGCUCCACUGGCUCUGGUCGUUCAACCACGUAAUCCCACAAACAGUCCAGUAGCCCCUUGCUCCCAAUUUCCAAUGCCUAUCAACUAUCUAUCAAGUAAGCAGCCACCAAGUAUUUCCCCAUAUAAAGGUACCAGUGGUUUAAUGUGUCAGGCUCUCUGUAAACUAAAUGGGCAAAAUAAGACAGAUAAGAUUAAAACUGAAGACUCUGAUGACUCCUUAAUAGAUGGUAAUGAUACUGAAGAUGCCAGCAGUAACACAUCAGAUUCUAGCAGCAGUGUUGGAGUAACCUUUGAAUCUUCUGAUGAUGCAAAAGGCAACCGUGAGACCAGUAGUGAUGGAUACAGGACUCCUCAGAAACAUAACAAACAGUUACAGUCCUCACCCAGUCCCUCAGCCAACUACUCCCUUCUCAAGACGUCGUGCCUGACCUUGGACAGUUGUGGCAAUGUAAUGACCAGAUUAGAGACAUUGAAAAACCACAGCAGUAACAUUGUAUUUUCUACACCAGCCUCUCUCCCAGUACAGAGGAGGAGAGUAACAGAUGAGAAGGCGUUAAGAGUACCUUUGGAUUUUGGCUGGCAGAGAGUGACGCGGGUUCGGGCUGAGGCGGGGCGUCUGCAGGGAGAAGUCUGUUACUACGCUCCCUGUGGAAAGAAGCUCAGAUUGUAUCCAGAUGUACUGAAGUAUUUACUCAGAAAUGGGAUAACUGAAAUUUCUCGAGAUAACUUCAGCUUCAGCACUAAAAUCCAUCUUGGGGAGUUCUACCAAGCCAGAGAAGGACCAGAAGGUUUACAGUGGCUGCCGUUAGCUGAGGAGGAGAUUGCCCCCUGUAUCAUCGCUAUGGAUGGAAGGCGUCAACGGAAAGCUCAGGGUCAACACACACACUCACUGCAGCCUCUUGUUCAUUCACCAGACAGUGCUGAUGCCAAGCUGCUGAGGAAACUGGAGGCUCAAGAAAUAGCUCGACAAGCCACUCAAAUGAAAAUCAUGAAAAACCUUGAGAGGCAGGCAAGAGCACAAGCAGCCAAGGAAGCAAAGAAACAACGAGCGAUAUUGGCGGCUGAGGAAAAACGCAAAAAGAAGGAACAGCUGAAGAUUCUUAAACAGCAAGAGAAGAUCCGGCGCAUUCAGCAAAUCCGCCUGGAGAAGGAAGUCCGUGCACAGCAAAUUCUGGAGGCAAAAAGGAAAAAGAAAGAAGAAGCCGCCAAUGCCAAAAUAUUAAAGGCAGAGAAAAGAAGCCAGGAAAGGGAGAUGAGGAGACAGCAUGCAAUUUUGCAGAAGCACCAGGAGAAGGAGAGAAGAAGGCAACAUCUAAUGCUUCUGAAGGAAGCAGAGGCCCGUAAGAAAGCAGAGGAGAAGGAGCGUCUAAAGAAGGAAAGGAAUGAUGAGAAACUGUUGAACAAAGAAAGAAAACUGGAGCUCAGACGGCUGGAAUUACAAGAGCUGAAAAAACCUAGAGAAGACCAGUGUUUAACAGAUCAUAAGCCACUUCCAGAUCUCUCCCAUAUUCCUGGCCUUGUUCUGUCUGGUAGAGCGUUCUCAGACUGCCUCAUGGUUCUACAGUUCGUGCAUAGAUUUGGGAAAGUCCUGAGCCUAAACACACUGAGUCUAAGUGAGCUUCAGGGAGGAUUACUGAACAUGACAGACUGUGUGGACAAAGUACAGAAGCUUCUGGUGAACAUGGUCUCUGCUGCUGUGGGGGACCCCAAUCUACCUCACACACACAAGAUGAAAACUGCCUUAGGAGAGCUUCUGUCAAACGUGAAGUUGGACAGUGACAAUGUAUCAGAGGCUCUGAGGAUCUACAUGGAAAAUCACUGUGAUCCAGAUUCUUACUUGAACAUUUUGGCUCUGAGUCUUAGGACCAAAGACUUCCGUGCCCUCCAUCCAUCAGAGAAGACCGCCAUACUGGCAUAUCUGGUGAACAAACUCUGCUGCUGUAAAGCUGUGGUCAGUGAAAUUGAUAAAAACAUUGAUCACAUGGCCGGUUUAAGGAAGGAGAAGUGGAUUGUGGAGGGAGCACUUCGCAAACUAAGGAGAAUUCAUGCCAAGAAAACUGGAAUGAAAGUGGCAGAGGGCACGCAGAAUUGUGAUAACCUUGCAGCUACGAACAAAAGGAAAAGAAAAGAGGCUGAAAGUGAGGAAGACGAGGAUGAAGAGGAGGAGAGUGACGAUGAAGAGGACGAGGAGGCUGAAGAGGAGGAGGGGAAGAAAGCUAAGAGAAUUGAAGAGGAUGACAACAUACAUUCUGCCAGUGUGGAGGAGCUGGAGAAACAAAUUGAGAAAGUGGCUAAACAAAAGACUGAGCUCAGACAGAAGCUCCUGGAGGCCUCAUAUUCACUGCGCUCCAUGAUGCUGGGACAGGACCGCUACAGGAGGUCUUACUGGCUUCUCCCUGAGUGUGGAGGUGUCUUUGUGGAGGGGAUGGAAUCUGAACAAUUCUGCCCAGGUCAUGAGGAUAUUCUGAGCGAGAAGAGACACAGCACUGGACAAGAGACGCCUUUAAAAGAGGAAGAUGUCGACAGAGAGGCCAAAACGACCACGGACUCAAACCUCAGUAUUCACAAUAACCUAAGAGAGCCCAUAAACUCUAAUGCUGAUCAUUCUCCACUGGAUUCUACUCAUUUUCCCAGCCCCAAGUUCAAAAACAGUUCAUGGACAAGUGCCUCUGUACCUCUGCAUCACAAAAGUAGCGUGUUUGUGAACCAGUGGAUCAGCAAUCUGCCUCCUCCAUGUACUAAGCCCAUUGUCAACACGAGUCCUGUUCCUUCUUCAUGCUCUUCACAGACUCCUCCUUCAGCUCUUAUUUCUAGUGCUUAUAGUUCGACUGAGGAUGGAGACAUGCAGCAGCAGUAUGCCCAGUCUGGCACUCAUCACGGCGGAGGGAUAUUGUGCGACAUGUCCAGAGAAUUGACAAGUUCAGGCCUGCCCUUCGCUGGCAGCUCUGUACCCCCCACGAGGGAUCUGACUUCCCAGCAUGCACGGGGCAAUGCGAACGGCGCCCCCUUCCAGACAAGUCACCUCUCUGUCAGCAACACCCAGCCCACCGCGCCCUCGACGGACAGCCCCACCCCAGCCCCCUCCUCCCACCCUGCUGAGGAUGUGGCACUGCACCAGGAGCACUCCAACCCUACGCCUGUCCCGAAGGACAUGCUACAUGGCUGGUGGUGGAUGCCAAAUGUAGAGGAACUGAAUCAUCUCUGCAAGGCACUUCAUUGUCGAGGGAUCAGAGAGAAGGCUUUAGCUAAACAGAUACAAAAGAACACGGAGUACCUGGCCCAGAUCUAUAAUCAUAAAGACGAUGCAGUUAUUGAUGUAGUAAAGCUGGAAAAACAAGCUUAUUGUAAGGAGAUGGUUGACCAGUGGUGUGUUCAGAAACAGGCCAUGAAGUGGGACAUUCGUGCAUUAAGACAGGUUGAGGAGUGGGAAUCAAGAGUCAUUUCUGCCAGUCUGCAAGUUAAGGACUGGACACCCCCUAAACCUCAGUCCCAGUGGGAGGAUCUGCUUUACCAUGAGCAUAAGUCAUCCUCAUCUCCUGCCCUCCUCAGCCCUCUGGAUACAGCUGUCAGCAGGCUGGCAGAGUUGGAGCGGAAUAUCGACCGGAGGAAAGAAGAAGAGGACUCCCCCUGGAGGAGACUGUGGCACAAGGCUCUGUCUGAGGUCCACAGCUCUGCUCAGCUGGUCCUGUGCAUUCAGCAGCUGCAGAACAAUAUUCCCUGGCAUCGGGCCAUUACAAAAACAGAGUGCCAGAUAUGUCACAGUGGUGAUAAUGAAGAGUUGCUCCUGCUGUGUGAUGGUUGUGAUAAAGGAUGCCAUGUUUAUUGUCACAAACCCAAGAUCAACUCUAUACCAGAGGGGGACUGGUUUUGUCCUGUUUGUUCAAACAAGACACAGACGCAUCCGAGUCCAACAUCUGGAGGAGGGAAGAGGGCCAGUGAAGGAAAACCAAGCGGUAAGCCAUCUGUGUCCGGAGAGCUCAUCAAAGAGGAGACUGCCAGCAGGAGCAGCAGCACGCCAAGGAAAAGUAUCAAGGAAGGGAAAAAAAGGAAAGCAGACAGCGGUACAUCCGGCUCCAAGACCAAACGUGACCCUCCUGUCUCAAAGAAGGCCAAAAUGAGAGAUGGAGGCACUGAUGAGCUGGACGUGUGCCAGCAGCUGUUAGGUGAGUUGGAGACUCACCAAGACGCCUGGCCGUUCCUCAAACCUGUGAACCCCAAGUCUGUCCCUGGAUAUAAGAAGGUGGUGAAGAAGCCCAUGGACCUCUCCACCAUCAGAGAGAAAAUCGCCAAUAAGCAGUAUUCAUGUUUGGAGAGCUUUACGGAUGAUGUGAACCUAGUCUUUGACAACUGUGAACGAUUCAAUGAAGAUGAUUCUGAAAUUGGAAAAGCAGGACACAUUAUGAGAAGAUUUUUCAACAAAAGAAGGGCUGAAUUACUGAAGUGAUCAAAAGAAUUCUGAAUCUCUUAGCACCUAAAAUUUUGUGACAAUACUAAAACUGUGAAAGUGACAUUUACAGAAUUAUUUGCAGUAAUAAAAGGGCAGUAACUUGGUACCAUAUCAUAUGCACUUAACAUACUGUGUGGAACUAUGUUUACAAGGUUUCCCACAGAAUAUGCCUUGGUUUGUAUAUACUUAUUAUGUGUUAACAUAUCUGUUAACAGCAGUCCUUGAAAGAUAACUGCAACUAAAUGUGUCACUGAGUUGAAUGUUACUUUCUGUAUAAUAUAGUGCCUCACAUGAAAGUCAAGUUUCAUGUUGGUGGCAGUCGUGUGAACAUUUUUGUCCAAUGGUUUAAGUCAGUUUUGCCAAGUAUAGCAGAACAUUACUCAGUGGAAAACAACUGUAUUUAUUGGUCCUUUGUUGGCAUUAUGAUAAACCAGAAGAAAUGAUUGUAAUGUUUACAUUUUGUACAAUGUACAGUUUAUUACAUACACACUGUGCUUAGAAUAAAUGUUGAAUAAUUAGCCACGU